AUGGGCCUCUGUCGGUGGCAAAUAUGGUUGUACAUUUAUUUGUUGAGCCGCGGCGGAAAUAACGCCGCCAAAUGCAUUGGCACAGACACAAAAAUCGCAAACACUCAAUCUCACCACAAUAGCGACGUUUUACCACUAACUGGUCAGUCUUUACCAAACGACUUUGAAUACCAACUGCUCGAACUGGACGUCAAGGUCAAGCACACUGAUCAAUAUGUAACUUAUAAAAAGAACCCUAGGACUGAGCGGGAGAAGUACACUUCCAAACCUGGGUAUUUGUUCUGCAGAAUCGUCAAAGGUGAUCAACUCAUUGCCCAGGUGGAAAAUGAGCGAUAUUUUGACAGAGUAAUUCUGUACAAGGACCAAUCGGGCAAUCGGAACAUGAGAUGCCUCUUCCCGGGCGACACCGAUAAUGAAGAUCCUGAUGAGCCUUUACCCUCUAUUGAAAGUGACUCUUCUGAUAAUCAAAUGGCCUUGGUCGACAUCAGUAACCAAUUUAGCACCGACCAAGUUCAGUACAUAUACAACCACUCGAACCAAUCCUACACCUUCACUGCCAAGCACGGUUAUGUCAUAUCCAGGGUUACCAAAGGUGACAGGUUGCUCUGGGACUCUAGGGACUACUGCAACGUGUGCGCCAUUAGCGUUUACGUGGGCUUGAAUGAAGCGGGCGAAAAGGUCUUUAGAGUUUACUUCCCAGGCCAGCCGCCCAAGUUUUCGCCUCAAGUUCCAGAUUUAAAGCUCAAGCCUAACGAAAUAGUGCUAGAUGUGCUCGAAUUUUUAACCCGAAAGUUCGAUCCUGACAAAUCUCCCCAACGGACCAAGUACAACGUACGAAGGCUGUUCAACGACCUCGACUACGAGAUUAUGCCUAACAUUCGGUGUGUUAGGGUCACCUGCGGUAACCUCAGGGUCUGGGACAAAGGUGAGCGUGGAAUAAUUUACCCUAAGUCCGUUACCUACACUACUGACUUAAACCAGGUUGUCGUACGUAAUGCGAAGAAGGGGGUCAUUUACCAGAUCAUCAAAGGCAGGAUGUACUACGUUUCGACUUCGGAAUACUCAGAUUUUGAUAAGCCUGACCGUUUUGCCGAUUAUUAUCCCUACGACGAGACCGAUCAGUGGCACAAUUACCGAUUGUUAGACCCUGAAGAAAAGCACAUUACAAAAGAGGAUCAGUGUCCUGAAAACGUGUUAAAUCACAGCUUGACAUUAUGUUUUCCAAUGCUCGCAUUUAAACUGGGGGCCGUUAUGGCCCCCGACUCGUACCCUUAA
Molecule: messenger RNA, 1275 nt
Organism: Theileria orientalis strain Shintoku
Lineage: Eukaryota; Apicomplexa; Aconoidasida; Piroplasmida; Theileriidae
Exons: 2
Coding region: 1-1275 (424 amino acids)
Source: RefSeq, a predicted model, not a curated record